Messenger RNA from Bubalus bubalis (water buffalo), 2979 nucleotides. It is a transcript of the gene MKRN2, whose product is annotated as makorin ring finger protein 2. Gene Ontology annotation, molecular function: ubiquitin protein ligase activity; metal ion binding. The coding region runs from base 142 to 1242 and encodes 366 amino acids. The transcript has 7 exons. Gene Ontology annotation, biological process: protein polyubiquitination. Lineage: Eukaryota; Metazoa; Chordata; Mammalia; Artiodactyla; Bovidae. The record is from RefSeq and is a predicted model, not a curated record.
CAGCGUGCGGCACGGCGACGCCGGCAUGCGCCGGCGUGACGCGGCCCCGCGGGAUGGGCAGGGCCAAGGCCGAGGCGGCGACGGCGGCUGCUGGGAGAGCUAGAGGCAGCGGCCGCACGACGGCCCUCCGUUCCGACCGCCAUGAGCACCAAGCAGGUCACUUGCAGGUAUUUUAUGCACGGUGUGUGUCGGGAAGGAAGCCAGUGCCUGUUCUCACACGACUUGGCGAACAGCAAGCCGUCCACCAUCUGCAAAUACUACCAGAAGGGCUGCUGCGCCUACGGGGCGCGUUGCAGGUAUGAUCACACGAGGCCCUCUGCUGCGGCUGGUGGGGCCGUGGGCACCGUGCCCCACAGGGUGCCCUCCCCGGGUUUCCACAGCCCUCGCCCUGCGUCUGAGCUCACCGCAUCAAUCGUGAAGACUAAUUUACACGAGCCUGGGAAGCGUGAGAAGAGGACAUUGGUACUGAGAGACCGAAAUCUCUCCGGCAUGGCUGAAGACAGGACCUGCCCUGGCGUGGGGAGUAGCCCCGGGGGCUGCAGCGACGCGCAGAGCGGCCCCGAGCUGAGGCCGCUCUCCUACCUGGACGCCAUCCGGAGCGGCCUGGACGACCUGGAGGCCGGCAGCUCGUACGGCGGCGGGCAGCAGCUGUGCCCCUAUGCGGCCGCCGGGGAGUGCCGCUUUGGGGACGCGUGUGUCUACCUGCACGGGGAUGUGUGCGAGAUCUGUAGGUUACGUGUCCUGCACCCCUUCGACCCCGAGCAGAGGAAAGCUCACGAGAAGGUCUGCAUGUCAGCGUUCGAGCACGAGAUGGAGAAGGCCUUCGCCCUCCAGGCGAGCCAGGACAAGGUGUGCAGCAUCUGCAUGGAGGUGGUCCUGGAGAAGGCGUCGGCCUCGGAGCGCAGGUUCGGGAUCCUGUCCAGCUGCAGCCACACGUACUGCCUGUCCUGCAUCCGCCAGUGGCGCUGCGCCAAGCAGUUCGAGAACCCCAUCAUCAAGUCUUGUCCAGAAUGCCGCGUGAUAUCAGAGUUUGUAAUUCCAAGUGUGUACUGGGUAGAAGAUCAGAACAAAAAGAACGAGCUGAUUGAAGCUUUCAAACAGGGAAUGGGGGCUCAGCACUGGAAAAGAGGAGGCAACACGGCACCGCUGAGUGACCGGCCACUGACAGGCGUGAGAAGAGCUCCGGAUGGUCGGUCCUGCCCGCGCUCGUGCGCUGUUUGUGUGGUGUCUGGUCUGGACUGAAGGGCUGGCUGUGCUUCCUGCGAGCUGUGUCGCGAGGAUGGAAUCUGAUCUGUGUUGCGGGGGCACCGGUGACGGUUAGCAGAACCCUGGGCUUUGUUUCCCGUGGCUGCUGGAACACGACCCAAACUGGGGGGCUAGAAACAGCGGACGCUGGCGCCCCACGGCUUGCAGGCUGGGAGCCCAAAACCAGGUGUGGGCAGGCAUGGCUACCCGGGGGCUCCAGGCCCCUCCCGGCUUCGGGGGGCAGCACCCCUCCGCCUCCACCUUCUCCCCUGCUUCUGUCCCUUCUGGCCCCUGUGAGGCUCUCCUGUGAGACCCUCGCAUUAACCCAGGACGAGCCCCUCUCGACAUCUCUCGCUGCGUCAGCAGACGUGGUUUCUCCAGAGGAGGGCCCUGUCCCCGGAACCAGGGGCUGGGAUGUGCCCACGGUGCAUCUCCCUGUACGUGGUUUCUCAGCCUGUUUCGGAGGCUGUCACGAAAUGGCACAGACCAGGGGACGUGAACGCCACAGGCGUGCUUACUGUUGCAGUUCUGGAGGCCGGGAAGUCCGAGAUAGCGUGCCGGCACCGUCAGGUUCCGGGGAGGGCCCCUGCAGGAGCGCUGCUCCCCUUCCCGAGGGCCCACCUCCCGGCUCCAUCACCUGUCUGCUGCCCCCGUCCCGCUGGGCCUGAGGGUUGCCGGGAACUCACACAGACUCAGACCGUGACCCGUGAUGCUGAAACGCACACAUACCAAAGCCAGCAGAGCAGGCUGCCUGCUGAAGCGCUGAUCUCCUCCUCUGCUGAAGGACACCGCUCCUGUUUACAACUGAGCUAUUUUGAAUAUUUUUUUUAGAAUUCCAUUUUAACUGACAUCUUUUAGCUUCUCUUUUUUCUUAACUGUUUUUUUUACUUGGGAUUACAAUGUAUUCCUAAUUUUUCAGGCAGUUAAUACUCCUAUUGCCAUACAUGAAAUGCAGUUACCUCCCUAUUAGCAUCUUUGUGGUACAGGUGUAAUACAUAUGCAUUAUAUUUACAUACAUAAGACUAACAAAGUGGUGGUCCAGUUUUAGAACUCGGCUUGACUGAGGUAUAAUCGACACUGCAGCUUGUUCAGUCACUGAGUUGUCUCCGGCUCUUCGCAACCCCAUGUACUGCAGCCAGGCAGGCUUCCAGCUGUCACCGCCUGAAGCGUGCUCAAGUUCACGUCCACUGAGUCGGUGAUGCCAUCCAACCACCUCAUCCUCUCUCGUCCCCUUCUCCUGCCUUCAGUCUUUCCCAGCAUCAGGGUCUUUUCCAGUGGGUCAGUUCUUCAUAUCAGGUGGCCAAAUCAUUGGGGGUUCAGCUUCAGCGUCAGUCCUUCCCAUGAAUGUGGAAACAGUGAUCUCUUUUAGGACUGGCUGGUAGGAUCUCUUUGCUGUCCCAGGGACCCUCGAGAGUCUUCUCCAGCACAAUUAGAAAGCACCAGCUCUUUGGCGCUGGGCCUUCUUUAUGGUCCAACUCCCACAUCUGUCCGUGCCUACGGGAAGAAAUCACAGCUUUGAGUAUACAGACCUUUGUUGGCAAAGUGAUGUCUCUGCUUUUUAAUAGGCUGUCUAUCUAGGUUUGUUAUAGUUUUUCUGUCAAGGAGCAAGUGUCUUUUAAUUUCUUGAUUACAGUCACAAUCUGGAGUGAUUUUUGGAGAGAGGAAAAUAAAGUCUGUCACAAUUUCCAUUUUUUCCCCAUCUAUUUGCCCUGAGGUAAUGGGACUGGAAGACAU